Messenger RNA from Fukomys damarensis (Damara mole-rat), 1534 nucleotides. It is a transcript of the gene Cnih1, whose product is annotated as cornichon family AMPA receptor auxiliary protein 1. The record is from RefSeq and is a predicted model, not a curated record. The transcript has 7 exons. The coding region runs from base 1 to 639 and encodes 212 amino acids. Gene Ontology annotation, biological process: vesicle-mediated transport. NCBI's taxonomy places the organism in Eukaryota, Metazoa, Chordata, Mammalia, Rodentia, Bathyergidae.
AUGAAUCAGCUGUGUAGACGACACCAGUGCAACGCAGACUCCGGCCAUCAGAGGGCGCCGGCGCAGCCGGGCUGGGGCUUCCUCGGUGGGGGCGCCCGGGAUGGUCCGGGCUGCGCGGCGCACAGUUCCCCAGUUCCACGCCUCGCGGCGCGCUUGGCCGCCUCUUCUAUAAUAGCAUUUGAUGAGCUGAAGACUGAUUACAAGAAUCCUAUAGACCAGUGUAAUACCCUGAAUCCUCUACUGGCGAUCUUGUCAGCUGUCAAUACUAACAUUCUUCCAAUCUGCUUUUUACAUUGUCGGCCAAAGACAGUUGAAAAGGUCAAAAAGAUUAAAAGAGUCAAAAUUGCACUAAAGCUGGUCCUCCCCGAGUACCUCAUCCACGCUUUCUUCUGUGUCAUGUUUCUUUGUGCAGCAGAGUGGCUCACCCUGGGUCUCAAUAUGCCUCUCUUGGCAUACCAUAUCUGGAGGUACAUGAGUAGACCGGUGAUGAGCGGACCAGGACUGUACGACCCCACAACCAUCAUGAAUGCAGACAUCCUAGCGUACUGUCAGAAGGAAGGAUGGUGCAAACUAGCUUUUUACCUCCUAGCAUUUUUUUACUACCUAUAUGGCAUGAUCUAUGUCCUGGUGAGCUCUUAGAACAGCACGCACAAGAAUGGUCUGCUUAAGCGCAUGCGGAAGCCACCACAGGAAGGGACUCCAUCCGGCAAGGUCCUGUUCCCGGGAGUAGCCCAUGGGAUCUGAUGAGUUACUUUAAAACAAUGACUAUUUUUAAAUGUUUCCACAUUUUUUGCUUGUGGAAAGACUGUUUUCAUAUGUUAUACUUGGACAAAGAAUUUAAGUGGAAUCACGUAUAAAUUAAUAUCAAAUGAUUACCUCUGGUGUUGACAGGUGGAACUUGCACUCCUUAAGGAACAGCCAUACUCCUUCGAAUGAGCGCAUUAAUUACCGACUGUCCUAGUCCCUGGGAAGCUUUUGUUUAUAGGAACCUGUAGGGCUCAUUUUGGUUUUUUGACAUGCCAUCUCACUAUAAAGUAGCUGUAGAUAAUCAGGUGCUUCUGAUGAAGUGAAAAUGUAUAUCUGACUCGUAGGAAACUUGAUAGGUUUCCUCAUUUAUCAUGUAGAUGAUUAUAUCUGGAUAUAUUACAAAAAUAAGAAGAGUGGGAUUUUUUCCCCCUUUGACUUGAAUAUUCAUUAUCCCUGUAUAGUGCAUGAGUGAGAGAUUUUCCAUGUUUCCAUCAGAGUAAUAUACUUACUUGCUUUAAUUCUUAAGCAUAAGUGAACAUGAUAUAAAAAUAUAUGCUGACUUGUGAAGAAUGCAUUUAAAGCUAUUUUAAAUGUGUUUUUAUUUGUAAGACAUUACUUAACUAAGAAUCUGGUUAUAUUACGCUUACUCUUCUAAUCUGGUGGUAAAGGUAUCUUAAGAAUUUGCAAGUACUUUAGAUUUUCGAAACUGAACGAGAGAGAAAACUGUAUAACCAUCCUGCUGUUCCUUUAGUGCAAUACAAUAAAACUCUGAAAUUAAGAUUCAUUU